AUGGCGGCGCUGACGACGGGUUCGCCCCCCCGCCCCGCUCCGCUGCCGGCCCCGCCGGAAGGCAUCCCGGCGCCGGCGCUAGUGGCGAACCGGGAACAGCGCGCCGACGGGUGGCACGUGUGGAGCGGCGGCGAGCGGCGGGAAGAGGCGUCGCGGGGGGUGUCGCGGAUCUUGUGGCGGGGCCGCCUGGCGGCGUCGUUGUGGAAGGCGGCCGUGGGGGCGCGGGUGGCGGAGGCGGUGCUCUGCCUCGUCGCCUUCUCCGUACUCGCCGCUGACCACCGCAAGGGCUGGGCCCUCGAUUCCUACGACCGCUACAAGCAAUUCCGGUAUUGCGUGUCGGUGAAUGUGAUUGGGUUCGUGUACUCGGGAUUCCAGGUGUACGCGCAGGUUCACCACAUGAUGAAAAAGAAGCACAUCAUCGACCGUUCGGUUGGGGACUACUUCGACUUCGCCAUGGAUCAGAUAUUGGCAUACCUUCUGAUUUCAGCAUCAUCCUCAGCAACGGCUCGCAUCGCUGACUGGGUGUCCAACUGGGGAACUGAUCCCUUCCCAAGCAUGGCCAAUGGCUCUGUUGCUGUCUCCUUCCUCGCUUUUUUGGCAUUUGCCUUCAGCUCCCUCAUCUCUGCCUACAAUCUCUUCAACCAAAACAAUUUCGGCUCACAAUUUCAGUGA
Messenger RNA from Phoenix dactylifera (date palm), 672 nucleotides. RefSeq names its product CASP-like protein 4A2. Lineage: Eukaryota; Viridiplantae; Streptophyta; Magnoliopsida; Arecales; Arecaceae. The record is from RefSeq and is a predicted model, not a curated record.